UCCUGGGAGACUGGCUGAGGGGAGGGCCGCGAGCCGACAAGGACUGGAGCAUGGGACGGCGCGCCUAAAGGAGCAGGAAGGGGAGAAAGGGGCCUGGGACCCCCGAAAGGAAAAAGAGAGGAAGGCGGACAAGAGCAGAAGAGGACGAUGCAACUGACUCGCUGCUGCUUCGUGUUCCUAGUGCAGGGCAGCCUCUAUCUGGUCAUCUGUGGCCAGGAUGAUGGUCCCCYUGGCUCAGAGGACUCUGACCAUGAUGACCAUGAGGGCCAGCCCCGGCCCCGGGUGCCUCGGAAGCGGGGCCACAUCUCACCUAAGUCCCGCCCCAUGGCCAACUCCACUCUCCUAGGGCUGCUGGUUCCACCUGGGGAGGCUUGGGGGGUCCUUGGGCAGCACCCCAACCGCCCAAACCACACCCCACCACCCUCAGCCAAGGUGAAGAAAAUAUUUGGCUGGGGUGACUUCUAUUCCAACAUCAAGACAGUGGCCCUGAACCUGCUCGUCACGGGGAAGAUAGUGGACCACGGCAACGGGACCUUCAGCGUCCACUUCCGCCACAAUGCCACGGGUCAGGGCAACAUCUCCAUCAGCCUUGUGCCCCCCAGCAAAGCUGUGGAGUUCCACCAGGAACAGCAAAUCUUCAUUGAAGCCAAGGCAUCCAAAAUCUUCAACUGCCGGAUGGAGUGGGAGAAGGUAGAGCGGGGCCGCCGGACCUCCCUCUGCACCCACGACCCAGCCAAAACCUGUUCCCGAGACCAUGCGCAGAGCUCAGCCACCUGGAGCUGCUCCCAGCCCUUCAAAGUCGUCUGCGUCUACAUUGCCUUCUACAGCACAGACUACCGACUGGUCCAGAAGGUGUGCCCUGAUUACAACUACCACAGCGACACCCCCUACUACCCCUCUGGGUGACCCUGGGCAGGCCACAGAGGCCAGGCCAGGGCUGGAAGGACAGGCCUGCYGGUGCAGGAGGCCAUCUGUCUGGACGCUGGGCAGGGAAAGGGAUGGGCCUCAAGGCAGGGAGUGGGGUGGAGAGAAGGAGAUGCCAGGUGGGGCCAGGACCAAGUCUCUAGUGGAGGGGAAGGGUCCCCAGUGCUGGCCCCAACCCGAGGUUGUGGAGCUGCUGGAACCCAGGAGCACUGGAGGAGGAGUGGGCUCUGGGCACCCUACAGGGCUUCCCAUUGAGCCAAGGCAGAUGCCAGGCCCUGAGUAGGCAGACCAGGAUGGCCCCAGAUCAAGUCAUGAAGAAGACCCUGGCUCCCUCCUGGCCAUCCUGAGAGAAGACAGCAUCAGGCAGGGGGGUUUCAUCAGUGGAUGCACCAAGUAAUAGCUUGGGCUGGCUGGCUGAGGCAAGGCUUCCUUGGAGCCCAUGGUARGCAGCUCUAGCCCCUUUCCUGCACAGAGAACAUCGGGAGACUCAAGUAGUCACCUGGAGGGCUUUGAGGUUUGGACAAAUAGACCAUCGGCCUCCAGCCAGCCACCCCUUUCCACAGUGCCCUCUCCUGCCAGCACUCUGCUCUCUCACCCACCCUCUUGCUGAUAGUACACCAUUCUCAAACUGAGACAGGACAGUGGUGGUCCUCCUAGCACUAAGGCCAUGGGUGGAAGACCACCUGUGUGCUGUGUCCCUCCUGCACUGCACCCCCUUCUGAGAGUGGUCCCUCAAUAGUCAGCCCCACCUGUCAGACUGCACCUCUCCUGAUAGGGACGAGCCUGGGGUAGGACGGAGGGCAUGCUGGGUCUGUUCCCUA
Urocitellus parryii (Arctic ground squirrel) is the source of this 1745-nucleotide messenger RNA. It is a transcript of the gene Nxph3, whose product is annotated as neurexophilin 3. NCBI's taxonomy places the organism in Eukaryota, Metazoa, Chordata, Mammalia, Rodentia, Sciuridae. Gene Ontology annotation, molecular function: signaling receptor binding. The record is from RefSeq and is a predicted model, not a curated record.